This is a messenger RNA of Misgurnus anguillicaudatus (oriental weatherfish), 2141 nucleotides long. RefSeq names its product biotin-dependent 3-methylcrotonyl-coenzyme A carboxylase beta1 subunit. Gene Ontology annotation, molecular function: methylcrotonoyl-CoA carboxylase activity. Gene Ontology annotation, biological process: L-leucine catabolic process. Gene Ontology annotation, cellular component: mitochondrion; methylcrotonoyl-CoA carboxylase complex. The record is from RefSeq and is a predicted model, not a curated record. Lineage: Eukaryota; Metazoa; Chordata; Actinopteri; Cypriniformes; Cobitidae.
AGACAAAAAAUCCUUUGCACAUUUACGUGCUGUUCUGUGGAUUAUUAACCCGUAUUAUGAACAUUGUUACACCAUAUACACUCCAUACAUAGACACUGAUAUCUUCCUAACAUCGUCGGUGAUAUAAACUGUGAAAUCAUAAAGACAAACGUUUUGUCUUCCACCAGACGUAGUUGCGCCUGCGCGAGAAUUCGCAAAAAAACGCGAACUUCCACAGCCACUAUUCAAUCACCUUUUCUGCUUGCUUCUUGUCUCGUAAUGUACUACUGUAUGUUAAGGUCUUUCAGGGGGAAUAACUUCAUACAACUCGCAAGAGCUUCAGUCUCACAGAAUCCACAGUUAUGGGAUACAUCAUUAAAGCUUUGCACCGCAUGUCACACCACACAUUCACGUAUUUCACCCUUAACACACAUUCUGCAAAGACACAGGUCUCAGACAGCAUCAUAUCGCUGUAUGAGCUCCACUGUACGAAGGAGACGGAUGCCAAGUGCCUUUCCAGUUAUAGAUGGAACAUUUCAUCCAUUUCACAAGCACGUAUAUGAAGCAAAUCUCAGGAACAGCCUGAUAUGUCAGCAAAAGUACCUUGACCACAAGCAAAAGGUCUUCAAAGGGGGUGGUGAAAACGCCAUAGCUAGACAUACGCAGAGGAAUCGAAAAGUCCUGGUACGAGAAAGACUCCGCAUGCUGUUGGAUGAUGAAAAUUAUUUAGAGCUUUCUCCUUUCGCUGGAUUUGGACUGCCUUAUGGAGACAUCCCAUCAGCAGGCUGUCUUACAGGAAUCGGUCAGAUUAAUGGACUAUGGUGUGUGUUCAUCGCAAAUGAUGCUACUGUGAAAGGAGGCACAGCAUAUCCCAUUACAGUUAAAAAGCAGCUUAGGGCGCAAGACGUGGCCAUGCAGAAUCGCCUGCCCUGUGUAUAUUUGGUAGACAGCGGUGGCGCAUUUCUGCCUUUACAGUCAGAAAUCUUUCCUGAUAAAAAUCAAGGAGGUCGGACCUUUUACAAUGAAGCGGUUAUGUCAGCAAUGAAGAUUCCACAGGUGGCAGUAGUGUGUGGGUCAUGCACUGCUGGUGGUGCCUACGUGCCAACUAUGGCUGAGGAGGCGGUGAUUGUCCACAGGAUAGGAACAAUAUUUUUGGGAGGUCCACCACUGGUAAAGGCUGCGACUGGGGAGGAGGUUUCUCCAGAGGACCUGGGAGGAGCCAGGCUACACUCAGAAGUGAGCGGCUGUGUGGAUCAUUUUGCCACAGUUGAGAGUGAAGCAUAUGAGUAUGCCAGAAACAUCAUCUCCACCCUAAACUAUGAGCUCCCGGAGGAGACAAGCACUCGUCCUGAGGAGCCCUUGUACAGUAUUGAUGAUCUCAUGGGUCUUGCCCCACGGAGCUAUGAGUACAGUAUGGAUAUCAGACUAAUUGUAAGUCGACUGACUGAUGGGAGUCGAUUUCAGGAGUUCAAGGCGCGUUAUGGUACCACCCUUGUCACAGGAUUUGCCAGAGUUGAAGGUCAUCAGAUUGGAAUUGUGGCAAAUAAUGGCGAAUUGACUUAUGAAGCUUCCCUGAAAGGCAGUCAUUUUGUCCAGCUGUGUGAUCAAAGAGACAUCCCCCUGGUUUUCCUACAGAACACAUCACCAGUGCCUCCACACACCCUCUCACAAGCCAAGGCAGAAUCCAACACUAACAGACUAAAAGCUCAGGGAUCUAUGAUGUCUGCUGUGGCCUGUGCCUCAGUUCCCAAAAUCACUGUUGUAAUUGGAGGAUGCCACGGAAGUGAUAGCUAUGCUAUGUGUGGAAGGGCUUUCGACCCUAACUUUCUGUUCCUGUGGCCCAAUGCUAAAGUGUCCAUUUUGGCACCGGGCCACUCGGAUGCACUGGUGCAGACAGAAGAGGAAAUCACUCAGAUUAAUGAGAUGUUGGAGGAUGAGAGUUCAGCUUUCUUCUCCACUGGCCGACUGUGGGAUGAUGGAGUUAUUCUACCUCAAGACACCAGAAAGGUUUUAGGCAAGUGUUUGAAAAUUAUUAAACAACAAGAAUAUCAGUUGUCCAGGGAAAAGAUGAGGACACCUCUUCUCCGACUGUAACUCAUUGGACUUUAAACACGUAUAAUGUGUUUUAUAUAAUGAAUAAUAAAUGUCUAUUUUAUUACAAA